Messenger RNA from Grus americana (Whooping crane), 6724 nucleotides. RefSeq lists its product as uncharacterized. Lineage: Eukaryota; Metazoa; Chordata; Aves; Gruiformes; Gruidae. The record is from RefSeq and is a predicted model, not a curated record. The coding region runs from base 5269 to 6267 and encodes 332 amino acids. The transcript has 3 exons.
UUCAAAAUGGUCACAGACUCGUAAUCGGGACAUGUUUGGGACACUGGAGGUGAUAUUUCACACCCGAACAUGUUGAAAAGCAGCAGUAGCCUGCUCGGGCCAGGACAGCUUUGCAGAAGCUGUGUGACAGCAUGCUCAGCGUUGCGCAGAGCGGGGUGCCCAGCCUUUCGGUGCGGGUAUCAUAGGGUGAGCAUCACUGCCUCUCGCUGCACGCUGCAUCACCACCUCCUCUGCCUCAUGCGGACCUGUUGCCUAUACGGCACGCUCCAUGCUCGUUUUCCCAGCUAUAGUCUCCUUCCUGCUCCUCUCCGGGAGCCCUUGAAAAAAGAGUGACUCUGACUAGGCUUUUGGUCCUAAGCUGCUUGACUCCAUCCUCCCUGGGGGUUUCUCUUGCCCAGGAGCAAGCAGGAGGCUGCAUGAACUCUUCUGGCAGUUCCCAGCCUCUCCUUCCUUUGGCUUUUCUCCUGCAGUGUUGGACGCUCUCCUGCAUGUGACGGGAGUAGAAACCUUGAGGACUGCGGGAAAAGUGUCAGCCAGGUGAGGCCCCCGCUAGAGCCGGGUUUGCAGCCCGCUCCACGUCGUGGUCAGAAAACCCUCCUGAGGUUUGGCAACAAGCUCUGGGCAGGCUGGGCAGGCUGCCUGGGCUGCACCGAGACCCACGGGCAGAGGGGAGACUGCCCUGCCGUGCUCAGCAGUUAGGAUUGUCGUCAGUGCGGGCACAGGAGGGGGACUGUGAGGCUGUACUACCACCGCUGUGCCCCAUAGCCUGUCCUUCAGUCCUUAUCUUACCCUCCACCUUAGGGCAGAUUUGUGUUUAGGCUCCUGCCCCGUUAACCCCUUCCCUUCCCUAAUGAGCAAGGCUCACGGCGUGCAAAGGCACUCUUCGGGAUUGAGGUCCCUGCUGUGCUGCCGGGGCAAAACCAGGUUGGGGGGAGGAUUCAAUACCUGUUGACAAGAGCAUGGCACACGCAUGGCCUUUCUGUGGAGUCCCUUUGUGUUUGUUUAGUUAUUCCGUGUUCCCAGGCUCCAUUUGGCCUUCGACAGACAGCCUCUGCAUUAAGCUGCUUUGAGGCUGGUGACCUCAGAUGACCAGAAAGAUGGUGCAAGGUCCAGACCAGCAGUGCCACUGUUCUGGGGUCAAGAAGCAGUUGGUUAGGGUGGAUGGCAUGGAGGUGAUCUGCUUAGAUCACUCCAGCUGACCGUGGCUGCUCAGUUCCUUACAGUAGACUGGCUUUGGGCUGCUCGCUUGGGUCUAGGUUGAUUUUAACACAGGUUCCUUUUCAUCAUGACAGCAAUAUGUCUUAGCCAUGCCUUUGAGUGGGCUGAACAGGAUAUUCACAUCUAACUUCUGAGUUAGGUUGAUGAUUGGGAUAUCCCCUGUGUCCUGAAUUUUUGCACGCUGCUUGAAACUGCGAGCAGAGAGAGCCUGGACUUAGGAUUAUUGCCCAGAGGCAGGACCGGUGUCUUAUUUUUGAUCUGAACUGGCAGUCUGUUGCCUUCUACUCAAUCUCCUGGGUGCCUUUGCAGAAGGGCGCGUGCGUGUGCAUGACAGGGAUGCAUCCGUCGAGAUGCGGGAAGGAACUCGAGGCAGAUGACAGCUAGAUGGGCCCGUGGUUAAGAGUGUGCUUAAAGCAGCACUGGGCAGCAGCUUCCCUCUUUGCAACAGGUCACUGCAUCCUCUGCACAUCGGUCCUUAGACAGACACAGCCUAAAGCAUAAUCCUGUUUGGGGCUCUCAGUGCUCCCGUUGUGAUGGGCCCUGCCUAAGGACACCUGGUUACUGUCUGCGGAGAGGUCCGCAGCCUCCUUCGGGCAGGUUCUCGUGCCACCUCGGUGCCUGUGACGAAAGGCGUACCUUUAGCGGCAGCGGAGCCGCCCCACCCUGACAGCUGGGGAUCUGCUCAGGAAGGUUUCUAGCGCCGCAGGUAAAGUCUACGCGUGCCCACAGCAUGGCAGAAGAGGAGAGCUCCUCUCACAACGGGUCCCGUCUGCAACAGUCUUUCCUCUCCGUCCUGCCCCUCCCUUUUCGGGCAGAGAGCAGAGCGAUGCUCCCUGCCUGGAGCCCAGGUCUGGCUGCAGCCUGAGCCUUACGCACGGCCAAGGGUGUGGCGGAGGCUGUGGGGGCAGAGCCGUUCAGGAUCAGCGCAGGGCAAGCACACAAGGCACAGACCCUCCGAAAGCCGAUGUCAAACACAGCUGAAGUGAGGGUGCUGCUGCUUGCUGCUGGUCCACUGUAUCUUACUUUGUUCACCCCUUGCUGAUGUACGUGGGUGCAAAGCCCUGGCCCAGAAGAGCAUCUCAGCAGAACAGAGUAGCCAAGAAUUCCUGUUUCCGCACGCGCGUAUUUUUGUGCUUCUCGUACCCAGUGGUACCAUUCCCUGCUCUGAGAAAAACGGGUGAUGGCGGAUCUGGCCAGCUCCCGGCUCUCCAUCCCCACAGCGGUCUCCCUGAUGGCACAAGAGGCCGGGAGCUGCUCUGCCCAGGCCCAGCUGAGCCCUGUGCCCCGCUGUCCCACGGUGGGGACGCAGAGCGGGCAGGGCAGGGACCCGCUGGGCAGGGACCCGCUGGGCAGGGACCCGCUGGGCGCUGCGUCAGAGCUCUGUCCCUUGGGAAGCGCACGCAACCUGGCAUCAGCCAGCGCCCGCGUCCGAGCGCCAGCACACUCCUCCCUCGAGGCUGUCAUCGCACCCCUCCCCUGCCGCCGAGCUGUGGCACUUAACACAUUCUGCCUCCGGUUCCUCUUCUCCUGUCCCCCUCCCACCGCACACUGCACGGAGAUUUCUGAAUGGAAACCGGGAAUCAUCCAGGCAUCCAGCUCCCAGCGCUCCGAGUCUCCAGGCGGUGCGUGUGCCUGGUGCCCUGGCUUAAGUAUGAGUAAUGAUAAAUAAGUAAAUCACGCAGUGGGCUGCGCUAUUCCCUAAUGAGCCCGUUUGUCCCAGGCACAGUGCAAAAAAACCUCUUCUCCUUGGAGAUAACCUUUCUGCGUAUUAACAUUAUGCAUGUAUUCAUGUGACUUCCUCUGCCUCACCACCACCUCUUCAACUCAUUUAAAUAAAAAUAAUUUAUGUGGACAUUCCUUCAGUCAGGAUUCCCCCCCAAUAAUAUUUCGUUGAUGCUGUGCACCCAAAUGGGGUCGUUAUGCUUUCGCAUAUCAUUAGGGCUUUAUAAAGAACAACAGCGACAUCUGCAUGUGCCGCAGCGCUACAGAGAUGGGGGGGAAAAUACGGAAAACAAACCCCAAAUGAGCUCCAAGCUCGUCUGGCUCUGUCUUUCCUCAGCGCCUUCGCCACCACCAUGGACACAAGUAAUUGUACAGUGUAAUCACAUCACGGCUCAUCUGAAUAUUCAUAACCAAGACAAAGACUUGGAGGAGAAGAAAAGUGGGGGAGGGAAAGGAGGAGAAUUUAAAUAUAAAACAGCAUUUCAUUUUGAAGCAAAGUUCCGCAUUCAGCUCAAGAGAUUGUCUUGAUACCGACAUUGUCUGUCUGUCUGUCUGCCGUUCGAAAGCGGUGGGCAGUGGUGGCAUCGCACACGGAGCCCCCUCCGCGGAGAAGGAAAAUAAAGCACAACAACAAACAGCGACAGAACUGCCCCCAGCAAAAGUGAUAUUUGAAGAGUCGCCAACGGUGGCUAACCAGCUGCUGUUUUUCCAGGAAAGAAACAGUCUAUUGAGGGAGCUUUAUAAAGACCCCAAUUAAUAUGUUGUGCAUGUAUAAGAUCUACAAAGAGCCCACUGUGUUCCUCCCCCCGCAACCACCACCUCCUCUUCCUGAUCAGUGCCAGUGGAGAAGGAUCUGAGCUACCAAAUAAUUGAUUAAUCACUUCAGCGGUGACAACACCCCUCUCCAAUAUAAAGAGAGAAGAAAAACAAACACAAAAAGAGGCAACUGUUCGCUAAUUAGUGUGUAAAUUACCGCUGGUUCCAUCCUUCUUUGUACCUUUAAAAAGGAAAGGAAAAGAGACAGAGUAGAGAGAUAUAAUCCCCAUCUCAAUGUAUAUGUUGUCUUCAUUUCUUUCAUAUUACUCUGAUAUCCUUUACUAGUAUUAACCCAGAAGUGUGGUGGUUGUCGAAGCUGUGGCUGGCUCUGCCAGUUCGUUCCCCAAAGAGCUCCUAUUUCCAUUCCACUGGAGCUUAUAUUCCUUUAAAUGUCUAGCGCAGCAUCAUUUCCCCCUUUCUAAUACAUCACUCUGCUGGAAUUAGAAGAAUCCAAGGUUAUAUCCAACUUCAAAGGUUUCCAAGUCAUCAUGAUUUUAGUAAAAGUAGAAGACAGAUGAUGGAACAAGUCCCUGGCUUUUGAAGAUAGGCAUCAUAGGGACCUUCCUCCCCCUGUCUCUUUCUCGCUCUCCCUCUCUCUCCCCCCAACUUUGUACCUCUCCAGCUCUGAACGUCCCGCGCUAGCGCGGUUUAAUGAUAUGCAAAUGAAAUAUGCAUAAAACCAUUCUACUGUAUGAUGAUUAAACACUGGAGACAUUAACAGCCGACGCUUCACUGUUUGACUAUAAUAAUCUUUCCCGAGCAUCCACUUUGAUUGCGGAGUUAUGGAAACCCAUAGCAGUUGGCAGAGAGAGAGUAAGAGAGAGAGAAGGAAGGAGAGAUGCAGGGACGCAUCACCCAUCUCUGCAUUUAUCCCACUCCAGGAGACGUUUCCCCCCCUUUGUACUGCGUUCCUACUGCUGUCUUUUGUAAUCCAUCCAUGCGGUCGCACCAGGGCGAUUAACGGGAAAAAAACCCUCUUUUCUCUUAAUGUUUCAAAGCUCAUUAGCCAAACGAUUAUUCCUCAUUAACAGCGAAAGCUCAUUCAUUAAAAGAAAAAAUAUGCCCAAAAGAUGCCAGCGCUGUUAAUCCUGAGCCCUGUAGCUGGGCUGUAAAUCCCAUGCUAGUAUUUUCCAUGCAGAAGGGAAGCGCGCCAAUCCACAAAAAAAAAAAAAAAAAAACCCAAGCAAAAAGAAAACAUUUUGUGUGUUUUGUAAAAUCCGCAAGAGAGGCAAUUAAUAUUCCCGUUGUAUGACUUUAUUUUUUGUCUCUCCCUUUUGUUUCCAGUGCCCUUCCCUGGCUCAGCGCCCGGUGCCAACAGAACACCUUGCAGGAUCCUCAGCAGCGCAGACAACGUAAGUAGCCAGCUGUCCCUUGACGCCCUCUUCCAAAAGCCCCAAGCCCUCCGGACCCUGCAGAGCGCCUGUGCGGCUCUUUCCCUCGCUCACCCCUCCGGAGUGCCACCUGGGUUUCACAAGUAGCACCUUCCAAAUCUCUCUGUCUUCAAGUUUGUGCAUGUCUGUGUGGCAUCCCUCCUCCUCCUUCACUCCCAUAGUGGAUCUUGCAAAGGGCUUCAGAUCGGCCCCAUUCAUCUCCCUGGUGAUAGCAGUGAAUGUAGAUAAAUCUCUGACUGCCUGCUUGCUGCUGGAGUAUGAUUUUUAUUUUGUCUUCGGUGUACACCUAGGUCAAAAAGCGGGAUGUAUACUGACGUUGGGUGAGUGUGUGCCUGCGUGUCUGUGUCUGUGUCUUUCUCACUCCGUGUCUUUCUCUCUCAGCCAAGCACACAAACAUACAUCUCCCUGCAUGCGUGUGUACGUGUAUUACAUGCGUGCACACAAAUAUAUAUCCACACACAGACGUAUGUGUGUAUACACUGAGGUAUACGCACAUCUCCGUCAUACACACCCCCACACUCACACAUCUCAUCUGCAAUUAUCUGAGGCAUUGUGUGCAUAUGUGUAUGUGUGUCCAUACGCACACUGUUCUGUGUGCGUAUGUGCAUACACAGGCAUCUCUCGCUACACCGAUAAACAUUCCCUCUCCUCCCAGCAGAGGCUGUAUGCAGCUGUGAUCCUGCCCUAUAAGAGCGGUAUUCCUUCCUUCCUUCGGUGUGCUAUUCGGAGACCUUCGCGCUCCCUUCUCGGAGUCUCUCCCGAGCUGCAGAAUUGGCAUCUUUCCCUGAGGCUCCAAGAUGCCGGCCUCGGCUUGGAACGGAGCGGUGUCAUGGCGGAGACGACGGCCUUUGUCUCACAGGGGUACGGACGCCAGCCGCUUGGCACGGUUCUGCUGCUCGCGCUGGUGCAGGGGGGCAGGGAAGAGCCCGCAGCAAAACCAGCGACUGCGGAGGGAUGGACGGUCGGUCGGUCGCCUGUUGGAGUGCGGCUGGGGGCGACUGACGCGCUCCUGCCUCGUCCUCCCGACAUGUCACCGCUAUAUUUUGCUAUAAACAAUCAAAGCAACCCCUCCCCUCGCCUUUCCCACCCACCCUCCUUUCAGAAAGGCGAGCUCUGUUGAAGUUUAAGCAAGGAAGCCGUCCCCCCAAAAGGCUUAUCGCAGCACGUAAAUGACCAGCCUCUGCGGGGUCUCGCACCGCGGGGCUCCCCACCCCGAGCACCCUGCAACUGCUGAGGUGGGGCAUCGGAGGACCGCUGUCCGUCACAGGCUCGUCCUGUUCUCCGGGGGUCUUUUUCGUUUCCUUAAUUGGCUCAGAUACGUCGCUUGGGGUGAAGCAUCUCAACCAGGGGAAAGUUAGUUCGUUGUAAUUACGAGAGAAAUAAACCAUGUGAGGGCUUUGUUUUUUUGCUUUCGCUCUCCCUCGCCCCAAUCUCCGCCGCGAGUGAGGGUGAGUGACGGUGCGGCUGGGAGGAGACGCAGCAACGCUGGGAACUUGCUGCUUUCACCUUCUCGUGCUUUCAUUUUAUUUCAUUUUGUUUUUUAAAGGCAUGAAGCAAGUGAAGCGACGAGAGGAAUC